AUGGUCAUUUUAGAUGCAAGUGGGUCUGUGAGUUCGGUCAUUAAAAGUCCGCGAUCGAUCCAUACCACGCCUUGUUCUCCCGCGUCUGGAUCGACUCCAAAAACCCUCCCCAAAACCCUCUCCUGUUUCGAUCGAAUCUCACCUCGCUCCUGGCGAAAUCGGAACGGGAAGGAAGAAAAGGAGGUACCUGUUCUUGAUCUGGUCGAGAUCGGAGUCCGCGGUCGUAGUAAUUUGGGCUCUUUCGUUUUCGAAUGGGUCGCCGGAAGUAGGGUUCGGAGAAGGGGGCGAGCAGGAAGUUAUAUGGAUUUGAAGGUGGAGGAGGCCGUUGCGGUGGUGGGGAAGACGGUUGGUGUGGAAAGAUCGGGUUUCGGCCGGAAGCGGCUCGUCCGGAUCCACUUCGGCGACGCCGAUGCGACCGAUUCGUCGUCGAGCGACGAGGGGUCCGGCGCUGAGCGCCGGAUCAAGCGGCAGGUGUUCGAGAUCCGAGUCGCGGUUCCCUCCGCGACUCCGACGCGCAAGGCGGCGGAGCGGAAGAAGUCGGCGGUGAAGAGGGGAGCGGCGCCGGUGGCGGCGGAGUCGAGCGAGAGGAUUCGGUUCCGCGGGGUGCGGAUGCGGCCGUGGGGCCGGUGGUCGGCGGAGAUCCGCGACCCGCACCAGCGGAAGCGGGUGUGGCUCGGCACCUUCGACACGGCGGAGGCGGCGGCGGCGGCCUACGACUCGGCCGCGGUGAGGCUGAAGGGGUCGAAGGCGGUGACCAACUUCCCGACCGAGGCACCGACGGAGGCCAUGCCGCAGUCCGAAAACAAGGACGGACCCUUCCCGGUGUCACUGUGGUCGCCGACGUCGGUGCUCCGCUACGGCGACGAACCGUCGCCGUUCGACUGCUUCGCGGAACCGGCGCUCGACCUGUCGUUCGGAGUCGACGCCUACGACACGUCCUCUUUGUUCCUGUCCGACUCAUUCUGGGAGCGUCUGCCGAGGCCGUGGGAGGGGGAGGUCGGUGAUUUCAACGCCGACGAUUUCGACUAGCAGAGUCGCCGUCGGCAGCCGAACGGAAUAACGAAGUGAGCCGCCCCGGGGAGGGCAAAGCCGUAAUUUUGCAGAGAUAUUUAUGGUUUUUGAAUCGGAAGCUUGGAAAAAAAAGGAGCUUUUCUUGGAAUUCAAGCAUCGGAAAAAGCCCGUGGAGUUUUUUCUUCUACGUAAUCAAAUUUUCAAUUUUUGAUGGCUGCCAUCGUGUAAGAAAAUAAUAAAAUUGUGGGUCGAAAUAAAAAAAAUUGAGUUCCUCUCUA
Zingiber officinale is the source of this 1289-nucleotide messenger RNA. RefSeq names its product pathogenesis-related genes transcriptional activator PTI6-like. Gene Ontology annotation, biological process: regulation of DNA-templated transcription. Bases 1 to 1029 code for a protein of 342 amino acids. The record is from RefSeq and is a predicted model, not a curated record. Lineage: Eukaryota; Viridiplantae; Streptophyta; Magnoliopsida; Zingiberales; Zingiberaceae. The transcript has a single exon. Gene Ontology annotation, molecular function: DNA binding; DNA-binding transcription factor activity.